ACGCCUGCGCAGGAUUCUAUUGACUGAAACGAGCUUCUUACAGCCGGAGCGGUGGCAGCGGUGGUUCGUGGCUCGUCAUUGAUACUGGCGUGUGAAUAUUAAAGUGAAAUCUUGAAGGUGCGCGCGUAGUGAGAGCCUCAGACUUUCCCCACCAUGCUGGCUCUGUCCAGAUGUUCGCCGGCCUUCAGGCGGCGGCUGCCCCUGCGUUGCUCUGCCCCGCCUCUGGCGAGCGCCUCCAUCGCUGCCGGCUCUCAGGUUCUAACGAGCCAGAUCGCUCGGUUUCACCAGAGCAAAGCCAGGGCGGGCCCCGAACCCAACAAGAUCACCUCAGUGUCCGGACUGGAAGGGGAGCUGCUUGGAAUGGGGAUGUGGUCCCUGGGUCUCGGAGCUGUCGGAGCCGCCAUGGCUGGGAUCUUCUUGGCCAACACCGACUGGUGUCUACCUAAAAGUGCGAACGCAUCACUGGAACACCUGGAAGAUGCUGAUCUGCGCUCCACCACAGACGAUUCAAAUGUCAUCAAGGCAAAGAGCCUGUGGGAGAAGAAUGGAGCCGUGGUGAUGGCCGUGCGGCGGCCCGGAUGAUUUUUGUGCAGAGAGGAGGCCUCUGAGCUGUCCUCUCUGAAGCCUCAGCUGGAAGAGCUCGGGGUCCCGCUGGUCGCUGUGGUGAAGGAGAACGUCGGCACAGAGAUCCAGGACUUCAGACCGCACUUUGCUGGGGACAUCUAUGUAGAUGAGAAGAAACAUUUCUACGGACCGCUGCAGAGAAAGAUGGGUGGGCUAGGCUUCAUCCGCCUCGGGGUGUGGCAGAACUUCAUGCGGGCCUGGAAGUCCGGCUACGAGGGGAACAUGAACGGAGAGGGCUUCAUCCUGGGAGGAGUGUUCGUCAUCGGCCCGGGGGACCAGGGAAUCCUCCUGGAGCACAAGGAGAAGGAGUUCGGCGAUAAGGUGGACACGGCCGACGUCCUGAAGGCUGCGCGGAAGAUUGUGCCACGGGAAUAGAUUUUUUUUUUUAGCAUUAGGCAAACAGCAGGAUCAAAAUUGCUGGUCGGCGUCUGUUUACACUGACUACCAUCGCAACGUAGCUCCGACCUUUGCACAAUAUUUAGCAGCCGGGUAUGAAAUUGAGCGCCAGAAACGCAGGACAGAAUGAAUGUUUGUUACAGAUUUGUUUUUUUUCUCUAGUCAUUGAUCGUUCGCCGAGGUGUAGCAAAGGGACUUUCUUUCAGGUACAUCAAGAUUCAGGUGCAGCAAUCCUAAAAUAUAACAUCACUUGAAAAAAUUCAGACUUACUAAUUGUAAUUUAUCAGUUCGUCAUAAUAUGUAUGUCUGGUACAUUUGCAAUGUCUUUAGCAUGUAGAAGCUUAAUUUGCCCAGCCUGAAACGCCCUCGGCUGAGGGAGACAGCGUUGUGGGGUCUGUGCGUGUGAAAUAAUGACAACCUGACUCUAAACUCGGUGCUGAGAGGAGCGGGUUUGAUGCCCAAACACGCGCACGGGUUCAGCUGCUGUCCUCGCCUGGAGGACGGUUUGAGGAGCUUGAAGCGAGGCUUUUUAAUUUUCUUGCACAGGUGUUAAAGUCAUAGUUGUGUACUGUUUAUUCCUGCUCACGUGCUUCCUAGCUGUAUCUGAAUAAAUCAUCAUUGUAUCCCAGG
This is a messenger RNA of Fundulus heteroclitus (mummichog), 1650 nucleotides long. It is a transcript of the gene selenou1a, whose product is annotated as selenoprotein U 1a. The transcript is spliced from 7 exons. NCBI's taxonomy places the organism in Eukaryota, Metazoa, Chordata, Actinopteri, Cyprinodontiformes, Fundulidae. The record is from RefSeq and is a predicted model, not a curated record.